AUGUACAGACCCGACUUCACCCCCCGCACGCCCCAAAACAGCAUCUCCGAAGACCACCGCUCCAUAAUCGACCAGCUGGCUACCCUCCAACACGGUGGCAGCAGUCGCCAGGGCACCAGGCAAGACAGCGAGGGGGGUUCGAUCACAGUUGAUCGGCCGCUGUUUACGAUGACCGGGGAAGCCAGACAGACUGCCCCUCGGCAGACGUCAGAGGGCGGUCAUGCGAGCCGCAGCAGUGUGGAUUCCGAUGCUAGUGCCAGUGCCAAAUCUGAUGGGAAUGCUGGGGCCGGCUCUGACGGGAAUGCGCCGGCGUUCGCGAAUAGACUGUCGAAUGUUUUUCGGAAGGGGAGUGCGGAUAUCCGGGAGUGGAAGGAGGAUUGA
This is a messenger RNA of Aspergillus mulundensis, 381 nucleotides long. RefSeq lists its product as uncharacterized. The coding region runs from base 1 to 381 and encodes 126 amino acids. The record is from RefSeq and is a predicted model, not a curated record. NCBI's taxonomy places the organism in Eukaryota, Fungi, Ascomycota, Eurotiomycetes, Eurotiales, Aspergillaceae. The transcript has a single exon.